Cataglyphis hispanica is the source of this 915-nucleotide messenger RNA. RefSeq names its product probable phosphomevalonate kinase (gene Pmvk). Lineage: Eukaryota; Metazoa; Arthropoda; Insecta; Hymenoptera; Formicidae. The transcript is spliced from 4 exons. Gene Ontology annotation, molecular function: phosphomevalonate kinase activity. Gene Ontology annotation, cellular component: cytoplasm. Bases 66 to 692 code for a protein of 208 amino acids. The record is from RefSeq and is a predicted model, not a curated record. Gene Ontology annotation, biological process: isopentenyl diphosphate biosynthetic process, mevalonate pathway; cholesterol biosynthetic process.
UAUUCAUCGUUUUGUAUAUUCGAUGGCUUAGGAACUAUAAAAUUAUACAGUUAUAUAAUAUCAAUAUGGCCGCAGAACAGGUUAAACUACAGACUUGCGAUUUUUCCACGAAAUUCGAGAUAAACAAUUCUACGAAACCGAAGAGCAUUCUAUUGUUUAGCGGCAAGAGAAAGUCUGGAAAGGACUAUAUCACCGAUAAUUUGCAUAAAAGGAUUGGUUCGCAAAGGAGUGUAAUUAUACGAUUAUCAGGGCCUAUAAAAACGCACUGGGCUAAAUCUUUAAAUCUUGAUAUCAAUCAAUUAUUCGGACAUGGAGAAUACAAGGAAAAAUAUCGACUUGAUAUGAUUAAAUGGGGAGAAGAUAUGCGAAAGAAAGAUUAUGGCUACUUCUGUAGUGCUGCUAUUGAUAUGUAUAAUGCAUGGGAUAAGUCAGUGUGGAUAAUAAGUGAUGUUAGAAGAAAAACUGAUAUUAAAUGGUUUAUGGAAAAUUUUGGAGAUUUAUGUAAAAAUAUACAUAUAGUUUGCUCUGAGGAAGUUAGACAAAAACGUGGCUGGAUCUUUACACUAGGUAUAGAUGAUUCAGAAACCGAAUGUGAUUUGGACAAUGUAAAUAAUUGGGAUUUGUUGCUGAAGAACGAUGAUGAUAGUAAUACAGAAGCUAUACUGCAACAAUUAUUGGAAUUAGUUACCUAGCAUAAAUUUUUUCUAUUUUGUCAAACGCACAAUAAUGUUUCAUAACUUUAAUAACUUUCUUUCUUUAAGCAAAGAAAAUGUUCUUGUAGCAUUAUUUCUAACAAAAUUUAGUAAUAAUUUUAUAAAAAAAAAAUAUUUUUGCAAUUGAUAUAUGAAAUAAAUAAAUGAAAUAAAUCUUACUGUAUUUACAGAUAAAUACAAGCCUUUAAAAUGUAAAUAUUUA